Epinephelus moara (kelp grouper) is the source of this 3082-nucleotide messenger RNA. RefSeq lists its product as uncharacterized. Lineage: Eukaryota; Metazoa; Chordata; Actinopteri; Perciformes; Serranidae. The coding region runs from base 2252 to 2854 and encodes 200 amino acids. The transcript is spliced from 5 exons. The record is from RefSeq and is a predicted model, not a curated record.
AUUUAACCCCAACAUAUUUGGUGCCUCCGUGUGAAGCCUAAGGUGUUGACCCCAACAUUUUUGGUGCCGCCAUGUGAGAUGAAUAUAUGUUGAUUCACAACAGUGGUUAUACCUUUUUUUUCAUUGCAGGUCUUUUGUUUCUCUUUGUGACCAUUUUGAGUCUCUUAGUACGUGCUUAUUUCAGUGACAUUUUGCAGGGGAAGACUAAGGGGCCCCUGAUAUCUCGGGCAUCUGUGCUUGUGCCCAAUAGGCCCGUUCAAUAAUCCAUCCAUGGUUGCACUUGUAACCACACCCAACAGUAAUGUCAAAAUGCACCUGCACACCCUGGAGUACACUUCACUGCAACAAGGAGAGAAGUUAAGCUUCAUCAGAGCUGCUUGUCAGACGUCAAAUAGCUUCAGAAAUGACUCACUUUUCAUGUGAACAACUGAGUGCAACAGAAAGACUGUCUGACAAUGUGUGUCAUUAUACCCAUAUUUAAACAAUUAUGGCAUUUAGUCUGUCUCUAUGACGACUUUGUGUCUAGAACAGCUAUUAACACAACAACAAGCAUGGUCUGACAGCAAGUUGUAUGAACCACUUCUUUGAAAGCAUAACUACAAAAAUUAAAAGCCCAACAGCCAGAAUUAAUGUUGUCAUUAUAUAUUUCUUCAAACCACUGAUGUGUAACAUUUGCAUGUUAUAAUGUAGCAGAUAUGUUUAAAACUUGAUGGUUCUACAGCUCUGUGGUUAAUGUGUGGUUAUGUUUCAUUAGAAAAACUACUUGGUUAUGUGGAAAAAUACCUGCUUUUGGUGCCAUCACAGCUGGAUGUCUCACUAAAUAACAACCAGUGUUGUUAUCUGUUUCUCUCAAACAGCUGUCUGCAGCUUGGCAGACGUCAUGGCAGUGGAAGAAGGUAGUUACAAUGGACCCUAUUGCACGAUAUUAUGCACAUAUUGUCUUGUCACAUGAUCAGAGACUUGACAUUGGAUAACAUCAACAUACAUGUUACCCAGCAAUCAUCAUUGCAUAUCUGUAUAUAACAAAAAAUAAGAAAUUAAUGAUUUAAUUUAACAAUUUUAAUUUGUUAAUUUAUACUUAUAGAAUAGUUGAUUUACAGUUGUAGAAUAAGCAUAGAAUUGUGUUAUAGAUGUUAUUGACUGUUUUACAGAUAAAGUAAAACACAUAACAGAGAUGAGUUUGCCUUUUUCAAGGGCAUAGAUAGCAAAUGACACUGUAUUAACACAGGCAUAUGUUGGAGGUGGAAAUUCUCCGCCCAACACAUUGUUGGAGGGUCCAUUGUAUCUGGGGCUCCCCCCACCUCAUGUGCCCCAGUGCAACCGCCCUGCCUGCACUGUCUAUAUUUACACCCCUGCGUUAUGGCAUCCACCAUCUCCUCCACCUCCUGAUGACUGAGUCACCUUACAGACUGCGUUGCUUUAGAAACAUUGAUAUGAUAUGUAUAAAAUGUACAAAUGUAACGUUUGCAGAAACGUCCAAAGUCAAUAUUUUCUCCUGGGCUGCCAUUAAACCACUGGAGGUCAGCAGAAACAUGAUGUUCAGUUGACGUUAAAGGAGCAAUCCAACAAUUACAGCACUGUACUUUUAUAAGGUUGAGGCACUCACAAGAGACUUUAAACAAUCAAAACUGAAGCAGCAGAGGCUGAAAAACUUUUUCUUUUAGUCUCUAUUAAGAUGCAAAAACAUUGGAUCCUACGGCUUCAUUCAACUCAUCAUUCGACCCCCCUAAAACCCCAAAACUCUGUAAUGCAACCUAUUAUAAGUAUAAGUAUAAGCUCAAAUAUUCUCUCAGACUUAAGGAAUCUCCCUCCAGAGCCACAGAAGACAUUAUACACUGUUGUUUCCACCGGUUGACUCUCUGCACGCUGAACUUCCUGUGUAAUAUUGUUGGAGCGCCCUUUAAGUUACUGUCUAAGCCAGUUUGCUGGAAAAAGAAAAAAAAUCUCCUGUGGAAAAAGAAAAAAAAUCUCCUGUGGAAAAAGGUCUGAACUGAACUGAGGGCGUUAAGGACGUGACUCAAAAUUCAAAUGUUUUGUUGCCCUAUAAAAACAUUUUAUGAAUAUGAGUUACAGUGCUAACAGGCAUGAUGCAUUGCUCUGAGUAACCACUUGGUGGUAUCCUUUCUCAGACAAUGACUCCCAAUAGUACCCCCAGCUCAAAUGUGACCCUUUCACAGGAAACUGUGAGCACAUUUAACGUGAAGUAAGAAAGAAAAAACACCUGUUGUUACAGCCACAUGAAGAUGAAAACAUGUCCCAGAAGGUUCUGUUCAUUAAGCUGCUGUUGCUGCAUUACACAACCCAGAGUCAGUUUGAAAUGAAUGCAGACUGCAAUACAAAUGUUUCAGUGAAGUGCCCAGGUGUUGACUUGGGCAAAAAGGAUUUCAUCUCUUUGGCAUGGUACAAGUUCAACAACAAGGAAAAAGUUGGCAUCAUCAGGAAGGGUAAACAGAACAGCAUACAGGACUACGACUUCCCUCGAUCACCCAAACCUGAGUUUGGGGAGCAAUACAGUCUGUUCCUUGCCCGGGCUACACCUAAAGACUCGGGCGUCUACGAGUGUGACAUCAGUGCAAAUGUAGGGGGUCAAAAUCUGAAUCUCAAAGUCAACCUAACAGUUCAAGCAUGUGUGAUCCAGACUGACCUGACGACAGUGUCAACAAUGACAACUGUGUCGAACACAAGUCAGCCCAACCCGCCCUGCAGCAGUCAAGGGGAGGACCUGCCAGUCAUGUGGAGCAUCUUAGGCUAUGUGGCAGUGGGCCUCGCCAAAAUCAUUUUUUCUCUGAUCAGCAUUUGGGUUAUUCAAGCUGUCCGUAUGAGGUCUUCAAGACGACGGCGGCAUAGGUGGUGAAGCUGAUGUGAGAUCAUGUAAAUAGGCACACAAAUCUCCUAAAUCUGCAUGUACAAGUGAUUGUAUUUGCGCAUUUCUUCUUAUUUAUUGGCCUUUACUUGUUUUUUAAAGAUAUCUUUUUUUAUAUUUCCAAUAAAUUGUCUUUCGGUUUGUAAAAAUGUGUCACUGUGUUGAAUCAAACCACUUGUUGUGUUUUUUAUAGUGAUAAAAGAGGUCACCUUAACCAGA